Molecule: messenger RNA, 2077 nt
Organism: Trichoderma citrinoviride
Lineage: Eukaryota; Fungi; Ascomycota; Sordariomycetes; Hypocreales; Hypocreaceae
Exons: 2
Coding region: 235-1737 (500 amino acids)
Biological process (GO): regulation of mRNA stability
Cellular component (GO): nucleus; cytoplasm
Molecular function (GO): poly(A) binding
Source: RefSeq, a predicted model, not a curated record
AACAUUCGCCAUUACAGACUUAUCUCACUUCUGCCGCGGCCACGCACCACCUCGCGACAGUCCUUCCUUUGCACGCUCGCUUUUGGAGAUACCAUCAGAGCCGAGUCGCUCUCCGCCGCGCCGCCAUUUCCUGCCGAUACAUAGAAACGCGUCUCAGAAAGUCGGACACGGGCAACGCUCCACCGUCGCACUGGUUGCCCAGACACAACGACCACGAUCCCUCGCCUCGACACCAUGUCUGUUGAGAUUGGCCUCGGCACCCCGCUGGCGGACGCGCUCAGUGCUGCGAUCCAGCCCAAGCUGGUUGAGGUCGGAUGGGGCACAGGAGGAGGCGAUGAGUCCGCCCUCGCCGAGUACAUCAUUCUGAUGCUCGUCAACGGCAAGACGCAAGACCAGAUUGCCGCCGAGCUUUCGGGCGACCUCCUCAACCUUCCGCUCGACGAUCCCGUCGUCCACGAGUUCUCCAGAUGGCUGUUUGACCAGAUCCACAUGCUUAACGCGCAUGGCGGGCAGGGAAACAGCGGUGACUCCAUGGGCGACACUUCGCAAGGCGAUGCCGCCGGGGCAAUGGACACCGAAAUGGGUUCCAGCAACGGGCCAGAGCUGAAUGCGCCCACCGGUCCCCGCUCGAUGCGCAACGGGAACAACAUGAGGGGAGGCCGAGACAAACGAAUGUUUGGGCAAAUGUCCAAAGCCAUGGACCGAUCAAACGACAACGUCCUGCACCGCGUUCGCACACAAACAGGCGGCGAGAGAAUCAACACCCACGGGCGUGCGCCCCCCAGUGGUCCUCGUGGCGGCCGAGGCGGGAUGAUGCGGAAUCACAACAACAACAACCGGGGCAUGCCUGUCGGCCCUAUGGGUGGUGCUCCCGGCGCUCCUGGAUUCCCGCAGUGGCCGAUGCCACAGGGCCACCCUUCUCAGCUGGACGUCAUGGCGCUGCUGGAGCAGCAGAGCCAGAUGAUGCUGGAGCUUUCUCAGCAGAUGAUGAACAACGGAAACCGAGGGUUUGGCCACCAGCGACGGGGCAAGUCUCUGUUUGAGCGGACCCAGGAUCCUCGCCACAAGAAUAACUUUCGCCGUGGCCAGGGCCAGGGCCAGGGCCAGGGCCAGCCCGAUGCCAAUGGGGAGGACUCGAACAUGGAGGGUGGUGCCGAGGGCGAGGAUGUUGACAUGGCAGGCAAGCGCGAGCCUCCGAACCCGGACGAGACGGUUUGCAAAUACAACCUUCACUGCACCAACAAAGACUGCAAAUUUGCGCACCAGUCGCCGGCCGCGCCCCCCGGAGCCUCGGUUGACGUCAACGAUGUUUGCAGCUUUGGCGCCGCCUGCAAGAACCGCAAAUGCGUGGGGCGCCAUCCCUCACCGGCGGCAAGACUUGCGCACCAGAGCGAGCAGGACUGCAAGUUCUUCCCCAACUGCCAAAACCCCCGGUGCCCCUUCAAGCACCCCUCAAUGCCCCUGUGCCGCAACGGCGCGGAUUGCACGACGCCAAACUGCAAGUUUACGCACGUCAAGACAAAAUGCAAAUACAAUCCUUGUCUGAACCCCACCUGUGCCUUUGCACAUGAGGAGGGCCAGCAGGGAGGCUUCAAGGACAAGGUCUGGACUCCCGGCCAGGGACAGGAGCACGUCAGCGAGAGGAAAUUUGUGGACGAGAAUGCCGAAGAGCAGCUGGUUCGGCCAGAGACGGAUAACAAGCAAGAGAUGGCACAAGAUGAAGAAAUCACGGCUUAGGAGAACAUGAUGGGAAAAGGGUACAAGGAGAGACGGGGCCAAAAAGAGAGAGAAGAAAAAAACCCCUCCCGCACAAAAGACGGAGAGUCUCUGAAUACCGCGCAUCGCUCAAGUGAUGCUUUUUCUUUUCUGCUUCGGUUGCUAUAAAAGACGGGCACUACAGCCUCGUGUAUGAACUUUUUGACUUGGGGCUUGGAGGACCUGUACGAUUAUGCUGGACGUAUAUGUUUCUUGUCAGGCUGGGCGUGGCACGGGAAGGCGUUUUGGACUGGGAUGUGAUGUGUUUUCUUUUUCUUCCUAGUUUCUUAGGUAUCAGAGAGUGUGAAGCUUGACGACAAGC